AUGAGAACCCAAAAUGAAUCAGAUCGCGAGAAGUGUGCAGAUAAUGAAGAACCUAGAAAAGCUGCUGGAUUCGAGGUGUUGGCUGCCGAUCGGGAUGAAGUCAUUAUUCUGUUUGCAACCAAAUUCUUCAUGCUCGGAAUAUCUGUACUCAUUAUGAUUAUAUCGAUUAUUUGUUGGAUCGGAAGUAAAGUGGCAUGGGAUUUUUUUGUUUGGUCGGUCUUCUCAAUGUUGUCGAUUGGAUUGAUCAUUUUCCUGCCAGAAUACUUUUCGAAUAUCAUCAACGUUGUCAUUCAUUUUUGCUAUUGGAUUGCAUUCAGCAUCUUCGUCCUUGUCAGACUUAUUACAAUAAUAAUUAAGAAAGGGGAAGUACAGGAUGCUCUCAAAAAAAUGCCCCCAGCCCAACGGGAAGCUGAACAAGCUAUAGCUGACAGAGUGUUUCCUUACUGGAUUGGAUGCACUUGUGCCAUUCUUCCUCUAGCAAUUCUGGUUACCUUCCUCAUGUUCCGCUUUUUCUUCUUCUUCUACAAAAAUCGCUGA
Messenger RNA from Caenorhabditis remanei, 537 nucleotides. RefSeq lists its product as uncharacterized. The coding region runs from base 1 to 537 and encodes 178 amino acids. The transcript is spliced from 3 exons. Lineage: Eukaryota; Metazoa; Nematoda; Chromadorea; Rhabditida; Rhabditidae. The record is from RefSeq and is a predicted model, not a curated record.